Molecule: messenger RNA, 2269 nt
Organism: Fusarium redolens
Lineage: Eukaryota; Fungi; Ascomycota; Sordariomycetes; Hypocreales; Nectriaceae
Exons: 4
Coding region: 452-1849 (465 amino acids)
Biological process (GO): intracellular transport
Cellular component (GO): nuclear pore; cytoplasm
Molecular function (GO): GTPase activator activity
Source: RefSeq, a predicted model, not a curated record
UCAUUUUCUCUUUGUUUAAUCGUAAAAAUGACGUCCAAUCUCGAUCUUCCAUUGUUACCCCUCCUGCCGGCGUGGACAUUGGCGCCAGGCGGGCGGUGAAUACCUUAGCUACAGUAGGUAAAGGUAGGCCCAGGUGUCUGGGUUAGCUCUGGUUAUUUUGACAUCGGCGACUCUGCAUGUGUUUGAUUGGCUCCACGCAGCGCUCAACUCAACUUCGAUUCCAACAUCGAAGAGCGACCCAACUCAGACAACCUGCGCCCAGCCUGAUUCCGAGUCCAGCGCAUAUUUUUGCUCAUACACCACUCGUGAUUCUCGGACCUUACAUGCCUUGUUUUGCCUCUUAAACUAUAAAAUCUACGUCAAAAGUUCAACGUCUUCUCCUUAUCAAACUCAAUCCUGUUACCGUUGGUCGUCCUUAAUCUGCCGUCAUCACACCAAGCCUUUAAACACCAUGGCCGACGACGCUCCCGAUGCCAGUCCCAAGAACGAACCUCUCAACGUCGAAACCAAGGAAGACGAAGAGACUCGCGCUACUCGUCGCGAACUAAAGCAAUCUUCUAUCUCCGACCCCCCAACAUCUGGUCCAGAAGAUGCUGCCAACACAUCGGAUGCGCCCGAUAAUGACUUGAAAGAGCAAGUCACCUCUCCUAAGAAGAAGCGCGCGCAUGACCAACUAGAGGGAAGCAAGGAUGCUGAGGAAAACGAUGCGAACAGCGUAGCAUCAUCUGACUCGGCCAAGGAUAGAGCUCUGCGAACCGAGCCCGAGAAGAAGCGACAUCGCGACGAAGAUACAGAUUUGCCAUCGACAAUUGCUUCCAGAGAGGCGACCAAAGACACCGAAGCGGGCAAAUCACCUACAAAAAAGCCCCAAGGACAAACAUCUGCUACCGCUUUCGCGGCGUCUGGCUUUGGCAAGCUGUCAUCCGGGACAUCGCCUUUUGCUUCUCUUGGUGCCUCUCAGAGCGGAAGUGCGUUCGGAUCGCUCGCUGCUGGCAAGCCCUCGCUUAGCUCAUUUGCUUCUCCGCCCUCAUCCACAACAGCACAGCCUGCCGCGCCGCCCAAGCUGACCUUUGGAAGCUCAGGAGGAGCGUCGCCUUUUGCAGGCUUAUCGACUGCAACCAACGGAAGCCCGUUUGGUGGAAGCACUUUUGGAUCUGCUCUAGUGGGUACCAAGCCCCUCUCGAGCUUCGCCGCGCCUGGUGCGGAGCCCCUCAAGAGCGAGAAGCCUGCGAAGCCAUUUGGUGCCCCGGAUAGUGAGUCCGAGGCGGACGAAGAAGAGGACGAAGAAAGAGAGGAGAGUGAGCAGCCUCCUGAAGCCGAACGUGCUGUUUCACCAGAGAAGGAAUCCGAGGAGAAAAAGAAGCUUAAGUUGCAGAAAGUCGAGGUCAACGAUGGCGAAGCCGGCGAGGCAACGGUUGUCUCUGUGAGGGCCAAGAUGUUUUACCACGACAAAGAGGCCGGAUGGAAAGAACGAGGUGCGGGUAUGCUUAAAAUUAAUGUGCCCCAGGCCUGUGUCGAAUACGACGAAAAUGGCGCUGUCAUCCCUGGUUCAUUUGAUGCUUCCGCUUUGGAAGUGGAUGAGGAGGCCGCAGGAGGAUCUCAAGGGCACAAGGUUGCCCGUCUCAUCAUGCGCCAAGAUCAGACCCAUCGAGUUAUUUUGAACACAGCGCUUGUCGCCGCCAUGAAAUUCCAAGAAAAGGCUUCAUUAAAGUCUGUUGGCAUUCUCUUCACUGCUUUCGAGGGUGAACAGUCCAAACCUGUGAGCAUCACAAUGAGAAUGUCAGCUGCUAACGCAAAGCUUUUCAUGAAUGAGAUUGGAAUCAUCCAAAAAGAACUUCAGAACAGUUAGGCAUUGUUUGGAAAGCUCUUGCAAAGCUGUUAAAACCCCAUAAAGAGGUGAUACCUAACCUCAAGCCCUGGUAGAAUCGCAAACGGGGAUUUGCAUUGAUACAUGAGGAAGCCAGUCAGGCCAGGUGCCGUUUGUGCAAAUGGCAAGCAGGGCAAACGACUAGAAGGAUACAAAGUCGUGCCCAGCUCGGAACACACAUGUUGAUACAAUGCACCGUGAGAGUCUAUUCGCUUUCUGGCUUUUGCACGGAACCAUGGAUAGAAUUGUGUAUACAUAGCUAUCAUUUGGGGAGCAUUGCUGUGUCUUGACAAUGGUAUUGGGAAGCCAUUAGUAUAAGUCCUGAGAUAGAUGGAGAUGAAAUCACAGCCGUGUGCUGGUCAUGCAGUCAUAUUCGCACAAAUAAAUACGCUUCGAUUGAUA